AAGAAGGGUUUUCCGGAGCUGCGGCGGCGUAGACUGGAGGGGAAGCUAGGGGUUCCGACGUCGCUGCCGAGCGAACGCGCCCCAGCCGGAUCCUUGACGACCACCCCAGCUCGGCGCCGUCUUUCCGUCGGCUGGGAGAGGCCCCGCGGCCUGAGAGCCCCGCCGCCCGCACCCGGAGCUAGCGCAGCCGCGGCCUGUCGCCGCCGCCGCCGGAGAAACAGGCGGGACCCCUGAUUCUGGCAGGAUGGCCCAGUGGAAUCAGCUGCGGCAGCUCGAAACACGGUACUUGGAGCAGCUCCACCAGCUGUACAGCCACAGCUUCCCCAUGGAGCUGCGGCAGUUUCUGGCCCCCUGGAUUGAGAGCCAACACUGGGCAUAUGCGGCAAGCAAAGAAUCACAUGCAACUUUGGUGUUUCAUAAUCUCUUGGGUGAGAUUGACCAGCAGUACAGCCGCUUUCUACAAGAAUCGAAUGUUCUCUGUCAGCACAAUCUGCGAAGAAUCAAGCAGUUCCUUCAGAGCAGGUAUCGUGAGAAGCCAAUGGAGGUUGCCCGUACUGUGGCCCGGUGUCUGUGGGAAGAGUCCCGUCUCCUCCAGACUGCAGCCACUGCAGCCCAGCAAGGGGGACAGGCCAACCACCCAACAGCGGCCGUGGUGACAGAGAAGCAGCAGAUGUUGGAACAGCACCUCCAGGAUGUCCGGAAGAGAGUGCAGGAUCUAGAACAGAAAAUGAAAGUGGUAGAGAAUCUUCAGGAUGACUUCGAUUUCAACUACAAAACCCUCAAGAGUCAAGGAGACAUGCAGGAUCUGAAUGGAAACAACCAAUUGGUGACCAGACAGAAGAUGCAGCAGCUGGAGCAGAUGCUCACUGCGCUGGACCAGAUGCGGCGAAGCAUCGUGAGCGAGCUGGUGGGGCUGUUGUCAGCCAUGGAGUAGGUGCAGAAAACACUCACGGAUGAGGAGCUGGCGGACUGGAAGAGGCGGCAGCAGAUAGCAUGCAUCGGAGGUCCUCCCAAUAUCUGCCUCGAUCGCUUGGAAAACUGGAUAACCUCAUUAGCAGAAUCUCACCUUCAGACCCGCCAGCAAAUUAAGAAACUAGAGGAGUUGCAGCAGAAAGUGUCCUACGAAGGGGAUCCCAUUGUACAGCACAGGCCCCUGCUGGAGGAGAGGACUGUGGAACUGUUUAGAAACUUAAUGAAAAGUGCCUUUGUGGUAGAACAGCAGCCCUGCGUGCCCAUGCACCCCGACUGGCCACUCAUCAUCAAGACCGGGGUCCAGUUUAUGGCCAAAGUCAGGUUGCUGGUCAAAUUCCCCGAGUUGAAUUAUCAGCUUAAAAUUAAAGUGUGCAUUGACAAAGACUCUGGGGACGUGGCGGCUCUCAGAGGGUCCCGGAAGUUUAACAUUCUGGGCACAAACACGAAAGUUAUGAACAUGGAGGAGUCCAACAACGGCAGCCUCUCUGCAGAGUUCAAGCACUUGACCCUGAGGGAGCAGAGGUGUGGGAAUGGGGGCCGAGCCAACUGCGACGCCUCCCUGAUCGUGACCGAAGAGCUGCACCUGAUCACCCUUGAGACUGAGGUGUACCACCAAGGCUUCAAGAUCGACCUCGAGACGCACUCCUGGCCCGUCGUGGUGAUCUCCAACAUCUGUCAGAUGCCAAACGCCUGGGCGUCCAUCCUGUGGUACAACAUGCUGACCAAUAACCCCAAGAACGUGAACUUUUUCACCAAACCCCCAGUCGGCACCUGGGACCAGGUAGCCGAGGUGCUGAACUGGCAGUUCUCAUCCACCACAAAGCGCGGCCUGAGCAUUGAGCAGCUGACCACGCUGGCAGAGAAGCUCCUGGGACCUGGUGUGAACUAUUCAGGGUGUCAGAUCACGUGGGCUAAGUUUUGCAAAGAAAACAUGGCUGGCAAGGGCUUCUCCUUCUGGGUCUGGCUGGACAACAUCACUGACCUUGUGAAAAAGUACUUCCUGGCCCUCUGGAAUGAAGGGUACAUCAUGGGCUUCAUCAGUAAGGAGCGGGAGCACACCAUCUUGAGCACCAAGCCCCCAGGCACCUUCCUGCUGAGGUUCAGCGAAAGCAGCAAAGAAGGAGGCGUCACCUUCACUUGGGUGGAGAAGGACAUCAGUGGCAAGACCCAGAUCCAGUCGGUGGAGCCAUACACCAAGCAGCAACUGAACAUGUCAUUUGCCGAGAUCAUCAUGGGCUAUAAGAUCAUGGAUGCCACCAACAUCCUGGUGUCACCGCUGGUCUAUCUCUAUCCCGACAUCCCCAAGGAGGAGGCCUUCGGGAAGUAUUGUCGGCCAGAGAGCCAGGAGCAUCCUGAAGCUGACCCAGGUGCUGCCCCAUACCUGAAGACCAAGUUUGUCUGUGUGACACCAACAACCUGCAGCAAUACCACUGACCUGCCGAUGUCCCCCCGCACUUUAGAUUCAUUGAUGCAGUUUGGAAAUAAUGGUGAAGGUGCUGAGCCCUCAGCAGGAGGGCAGUUUGAGUCCCUCACAUUUGACAGGGAGCGGACCUCGGAGUGCACCACCUCCCCCAUGUGAGGAGCGAACGGAAGCUGCAGAGAGACCCGCUGAGGCGCCUACCUGCGUCCCGCCCCCUCGCACCAAACCCCAGCUCAUCUGAAACUCCUAACUCUGUGGUUCCAGAUUUUUUUUAUCUCCUACUUCUGCUAUCUCUGAGCAAUCUGGGCACUUUUUGCAAUAGAGAAUGUGGGUGACAUGCUUUUAUCUCAGUGCAAAUAAGAUUGUGUUC
Carlito syrichta (Philippine tarsier) is the source of this 2762-nucleotide messenger RNA. RefSeq names its product signal transducer and activator of transcription 3 (gene STAT3). The record is from RefSeq and is a predicted model, not a curated record. The transcript has 2 exons. Gene Ontology annotation, molecular function: RNA polymerase II cis-regulatory region sequence-specific DNA binding; DNA-binding transcription factor activity, RNA polymerase II-specific. Gene Ontology annotation, biological process: defense response; regulation of cell population proliferation; regulation of transcription by RNA polymerase II. Lineage: Eukaryota; Metazoa; Chordata; Mammalia; Primates; Tarsiidae.